AUGGCAGAGGUCGGUCAGCGGCUGGGGAGCGGAGCUUACCGGCUGUCCGCUCUCAGAAACAGCCAGAAUCGGUCGGUGCGCACCGGAGAAAGUCCCGGUUCUCUGCUGGUCAGCUGCUCCUGCACUGACAGCCGGUUAAAGGAUGAAUCCACGCGGGAUCACCGUGAGGUUGUCUCAAAAAACAAGCGCAAAUCGGAGAAAGUUUCCAGAGUGAGAGCAGGUGGAAGUCAACAGGAGAGUGAAGCUUUGAGUGGUGCCACUUCUCUGGACCCGGAUUCAUCCCGGUUCCUCAGUCUGAGAGCUCAGCUCCUCCCUGCAGGCCUGCAGCCUCUCCUGCAGGAGAAGCUGCUGCCUGGCAGGAGGACCUCCUGGACCAGAGGAGCUGUUUGCAUCCACCCCGACACCUUCAGGUCCCCUCAGCAGCUGAGAUCUUUCUGCACCGUGAUCUUCAUCGUGGCAGAGCCCGGCUCAGAGGGACGGAGGCGCCUGAGACUCCUGCACCCCGACUCCCUGAGAGCCCCCAGCAGGAGCUACCGCUGGAGGAGGGACAGCAACCCAAAGGAGGCUCCUCCGCUGUACAGGAGCAGGACGGCCUACUACGACAUCCUCAGCGUGUCCCCCGGAGCCACACAGUCCCAGAUCAAGACGGCCUACUACAAGCAGUCCUUCAUCUACCACCCCGACAAGAACCAGGGGGACCAGGAGGCCCCGCUGCGCUUCUCUGAGAUCAGCGAGGCCUACAUGGUGCUGGGCAACAUCAGCCUGAGGAGGAAGUACGACCGCGGCAUCCUGAGCGGAGCAGACAUUCAGGGAGCAGGGAGGCCCUCCUCCAAGGAGGCCCCCAGCAGGUCCACAGGCUCCUCACAGCAGCAAACCAGAGCAAGGAGGUUCUCCCAGGCUGGAGGGAAGACCAUGUUUGAUUUUGACGCCUUUUAUCGGGCUCACUACGGCGAGCAGCUGCAGAGGGAGAAGGACAUGAGAGCCAGGAAGGAGUACAUGGAGCAGCAGCAGAAGGAGAAGAAUAAAGCGUGGAAUAAUGAGAAGAUGAUAGAGAUCACUGUAGUGAUGCUGCUGGCCAUGGGGGCCGUGCUCCUGGUCAACGUCAGCAAACCCUGAAAUAGACCCGCGUGCCUCUGUGGGGUUGAUGUUACAACUCUCAGGGGUGCAGGAGGAGGAGGGGGAGGAGCAGGUGGAGGAGGUGCUACCUCAGACUGUUUUGCAAGUGUUGCACAGUUCCUGUUAGUUAGUUGAUUCUCUCUGGUGUGUUGCAGGAGUGAACAGAGCGCGCUGCAGCUGACGAUUGUUGUCAUAGUUGAUUAAUCUGUUGAUUAUUUUCUGGAUUCAUCGAUUCGUUCUUCGGUCUAUUAAAUGUCAGAAAACGGUGAAAAAUGACAAUUGCCGUUUCCCAAAAGCCCCACAAGAAGUAACAACGUCUUGUUUUAUUUUGUCCACAACUCAAAGAUCUUCAAUUUACUGUCAAAGAAGAAUAAAGAAAGCAAAAGUUUCACAUUUAAGAAGCUGGAAUUAGAGAAUAUUGAGUUGUUUUUUUUCCACUUUAUAAACCAAAUAGUCAAUAAUCAAAAUAGUUGUCUCUUAAUUUAAUAGUUGACAACUGAUCAAUUAAUUGAUUUCUCUUUGCAGUUUGACAAGAGAGCAACUGAACAUGUUAAUUUUCUUCAUGUCUAGGAUCUAAAAAGCAUAAAUGUGCAUACACUUACCUCCAGAGGGCUUUUGAUGCAUCAAAACACAGAAACAACACAGAACAGGAUGUUUGAUUAUUUAUGUCAGUUGCAGUGAUUGGAGCGUGUAGCUCAUUUGAGAGUUUUAAAACCACCGAAUGUAAGGGUGAAUAUCAUAUUUCAUGCUUUCCAACAUUUUAUUUAUGAUGAAAUUCUCAACAUUUGUCCAACCAGUUGCAACACUGUCUGAAGCCAAACAACUUUUUUUUUUUUUGGCAGCUUAAACACUUCUUUUAAUCCGAAUGCUGCACAAGUAGGGCUGGGCGAUAUCCUGAUAAUAAUAGGUGGGUCAUUUCAUAAAUCCUGAUAAAUUAAUAGGCUACAGGAAAUAACAACAUGAUACAUUUUGUAUACUCCAUGUGAAAGGAUCAGAAAAUAAAUUGUACUUCAAGUGAAGUAAAUAUUGCCAUAGUGCAGUUUGGCAGCUGUUUUUUUUAACAUUGCAAUUGAAAGAUAUUCAUUUUUGACAAAAUAUAUAUCGCCCAGUCCUGUGCACAAGGUUAGAAAAAUGAAAAGUAUCAUGCUGAUCAACGCACAAUCCCUCCACCUGUACACUGAAUCUGUAGAAACUUUGAAAUGGAAAAUAAAUUAUGAUAAUAAUUAAGUAUGUAUAUGCGGUUGUACUGUACAUACUAAUGGCCAUUUAUGUUAAAUAGUUUAUUUUGUGCAAAGGAAACAAUUAAAAACUAUUAUAAAGCUG
Messenger RNA from Centropristis striata (black sea bass), 2439 nucleotides. It is a transcript of the gene dnajc30b, whose product is annotated as DnaJ (Hsp40) homolog, subfamily C, member 30b. Lineage: Eukaryota; Metazoa; Chordata; Actinopteri; Perciformes; Serranidae. Bases 1 to 1116 code for a protein of 371 amino acids. The transcript has a single exon. The record is from RefSeq and is a predicted model, not a curated record.